Lipotes vexillifer (Yangtze River dolphin) is the source of this 1505-nucleotide messenger RNA. It is a transcript of the gene FKTN, whose product is annotated as fukutin. The coding region runs from base 21 to 1406 and encodes 461 amino acids. The transcript is spliced from 9 exons. The record is from RefSeq and is a predicted model, not a curated record. Gene Ontology annotation, cellular component: Golgi membrane. Lineage: Eukaryota; Metazoa; Chordata; Mammalia; Artiodactyla; Lipotidae.
CAAGUGAGCACCGCAGACUAAUGAGUAGGAUCAAUAAGAACGUGAUUUUGGCGCUUUUAACUUUGACAAGUUCUGCAUUUCUGCUGUUUCAGUUGUACUACUACAAGCACUAUUUAUCAGCAAAGAAUGGAGCUGGUUUAUCAAAAUCCAAAGGAAGCCGAAUUGGAUUUGAUGGCACACAGUGGCGCACAGUUAAAAAAUUUAUUAUGCUAACAUCCAGUCAAAAUGUACCUGUGUUCCUUAUUGAUCCUUUGAUUCUGGAAUUGAUUAAUAAAAACUUUGAACAAGUCAAGAAUGCUUCUCAUGGCUCCGCUUCAGAAUGCAAGUUUUUCUGUGUUCCAAGAGACUUUACUGCAUUUGCACUACAGUAUCACCUAUGGAAGAAUGAGGAAAGCUGGUUUCGGAUAGCUGAAAAUACGGGAUUUCAGUGCCUAAAGUUCGAGAGCAAGGACCCCCGGCUAGAUGGGAUAGACUCACUUUCUGGAACUGAAAUCCCCUUGCACUACAUCUGCACAUUGGCCAGUCAUGCUGUCCACUUGGUGGUCUUCCAUGAAAGGAGCGGCAAUUACCUUUGGCAUGGCCAUCUACGGCUCAAAGGACACAUUGACAGGAAGUUUGUUCCUUUUCGCAAGUUAAAGUUUGGUCGUUAUCCUGGAGCUUUUGACAGGCCAGAGUUACAACAAGUUACUAUUGAUGGAUUAGAAGUUCUCAUUCCAAAAGAUCCAAUGCACUUUCUAGAAGAAAUACCACACUCUAGAUUUAUUGAGUGUAGGUAUAAAGAAGCUCGAGCAUUCUUUCAGCAAUACCUUGAUGAUAACACUGUGGAAGCUAUGGCCUUUCGGAAGAGUGCAAAGGAAUUGUUGCAACUAGCAGCCAAAACAUUAAAGAAAUUGGGAGUACGGUUCUGGCUGAGCAGUGGAACUUGUCUAGGAUGGUAUCGGCAGUGCGGCAUAAUUCCUUAUAGUAAAGAUGUUGACCUAGGAAUUUUUAUACAAGAUUACAAAUCUGAUAUUAUUUCAGCAUUUCAAGAUGCAGGACUCCCACUCAAACACAAAUUUGGGAAGGUAGAAGACAGCUUGGAACUAUCUUUCCAGGGAAAAGAUGAUGUAAAACUUGACAUUUUUUUCUUCUAUGAAGAGACUGACUAUAUGUGGAAUGGAGGCACUCAGGCCAAAACAGGAAAAAAAUUUAAAUACCUGUUUCCCAAGUUUACACUGUGCUGGACCGAGUUUGUAGACAUGAAGGUUCGUGUGCCCUGUGAAACCAUCGAGUACAUCGAAGCCAACUAUGGUAAGACCUGGAAGGUUCCUGUGAGGACAUGGGACUGGAAACGCUCUCCCCACAAUGUACAGCCCAAUGGAGUCUGGCCCAUUUCUGAGUGGGAUGAGGUUAUCCAGCUGUACUGACACAGUAGGUUGAAAUGGUGGAAUUCCCCUCCUGCACAAAAGGGAGAUGACUGUUUAAAAAGAUACGUGUCUAGUUGUCAAACAUAAGUAGGAGCCAAA